AUGCCGCAUCAACACACCAAACCAACCUCACGCCCAGCCCCCACACCCCCAGCAAAGCAGAGAAUGGCACUGGGCUUCCGGUCCCUGGUCGACAGCGCCAAGCGGCUGGUCACGCCGCUGGGCACGCCCUCGGCCGGCGGGACGCCGCAGAACGAGCGGGCGGACGGCGGUGGCGGCACGGCGAAGCUGGCGACGGAGCUGUUCCCGGCCACGGACCCGGCGGUCGACGGCGACGACUGCACGCACGACUGCGAGAGCUGCCACGUGUCGUACCCGCGCGGGUUCAAGACCGAGACGGCCGACGUGCUGUACGGCCACGUCAAGGGCUGGAGCACGCACGUGCUGGUGGCGACGGGCAAGACGGACUGGGUGCGCGACGUCGAGGACGAGAAGGGCAGCCUCAUGCAGGCCUUCGGCGCCGCCGCCGCAAAGCCCGCCAACGGCCGCCUCAUGCUGUCCGCCUCCAACAUCCCCCUCCCCGGCCACGCCGCCCCCGGCGACUACGCCGAGCCCACCACCGUGCUGGUCCUGCCGGCCUUCCGCCUGGUCGAGGCCGUCCGCCCGCCCGACGUGCCCGCCCUGGUGCGCUGGCUCGGCGACGGGCCGACCAACACCAGCCCGCUGGCGGCGGCGGCGGCGGCGGCGGCGGCAGCAGCAGCACCACCCUCACCGCCGCCGCUGCCACCCACCAUCGCGCCCGUGCUGCCGGACCGCGCGCACCUGCUGACGCGGCCCUGCCCGCACGCGGCGCUGGUCCUGCUGUGCUCGCAGAAGACGCGCGACGCGCGGUGCGGGCAGAGCGCGCCGCUGCUGCGCAAGGAGCUCGAGCGCCACCUGCGCCCGCUGGGCCUGUUCCGCGACCUGGACGACGAGCGGCCCGGCGGCGUCGCCGUCUACUUCAUCAGCCACGUCGGCGGCCACAAGUACUCGGCCAACGUCAUGGUGUACCGGCGGCCCGACGCCUUCGGGGUCGACGGCGUGGUGCGCGCGGCGCUGCCGCCGGGCGAGGAGCUGAGGCCCGUGAGGAGGGGGGAGAAGGGCGAGGAGAAAGAUGACGAGGGCAAGGAGGAAGUGGAGGAAGAGGAUGUCGGUGCAGCGCAGUGCAUCUGGCUCGCCCGCGUCAAGCCCGAGGACUGCGAGAACCUGGUCAAGUACACGGUGCUCCAGGGCAAGGUGGUCAAGCCCGACACGCAGCUGAGGGGCGGGUUCGAUCGCAGCAAGGGUCUGAUGAGCUGGUGA
This is a messenger RNA of Neoarthrinium moseri, 1239 nucleotides long. RefSeq lists its product as uncharacterized. NCBI's taxonomy places the organism in Eukaryota, Fungi, Ascomycota, Sordariomycetes, Amphisphaeriales, Apiosporaceae. The transcript has a single exon. The record is from RefSeq and is a predicted model, not a curated record. Bases 1 to 1239 code for a protein of 412 amino acids.